AUUUUGAGCAUGACUACAUUUUCAAAACAAAAUGACCUACCAAGUUUGCCAGUUCCGGAGCUCGACGAGACACUCGAUAAGUAUUUGAGAUCAGCAACCGUACUUCUCAACGAUGAGCAGAAGCGGACAACCACACAAGCAGUUGAAGAAUUCCGAAGUAGCAAGCUGGCCAAGCAACUGCAGGAUGCUCUAGUAAAGCGAAGCCAAGAAAUGAGAAAUUGGCUGGAAGAUUGGUGGUAUGACGCCUACAACGAAAUCCGAGAGCCAUUGAUUCCUUAUGUCUCUUUGGCAUCUGGUAACACAUUUUGGACAGCGUUGGAAGGUUCCCAGAUCUGUCGUGCUGCCGAAGAUAUUUACUACUGGAUGCAAUUCUGGGAGAAAAUCAGAAAGGGAACACUACCGCAGACAGUAAGCCGAGGAGUUGUAUGGGAUAUGCACCAGUAUUAUUGUCUUUUCAAUAGCUGUCGAGUACCAGAGAUUCCCAGAGAUAAAAUUUACCGUUACUUCAAAACAGAAGCAGAAGGGGAUUGCCCAACGCACAUUACCGUACUCUGUCGUGGUAAUAUAUGGCGGGUGGAGAUGGUAAGGAAUGGAACAUUGCGAACACCUGAUGAACUCCAUCAUGUGCUCACAUAUAUCGAUAAGAAUUCCAAGGAAAAAGAAUAUUGUAUAGCUACGCUGACAGCAGACAAGAGAGACACUUGGGCGCAGGUCCGUGCAUCGCUCAUAGCAAGUUCUGAUCGAAACAAACAAAACAUCAAAAGUAUAGAAGAGUCGUGCUUUUGCCUGACCUUGACCGAUAGUACUUACAGUACUGUAUCGGAGCAACUUCAUGCUUCUCUAAUGGGAGAAAGCAGGAUGCAAUGGGCGGAUAAAAGUGUGAAUAUCAUUAUCAGCAAAGAUGGAAGGAUUUACAUACAAGGGGAGCAUAGUAACGCAGAUGCUAUUGUUAUCAUGCAAGGUGGAGAUGAUGCCACAGCUAGGUCGCGAAAAGAAAUCUGGCAGCCAAAAGAUGUGCCUUUUGACAAACCAGAAUUGCUCGAGUUUGACCUCUCUCCCAGCCAUAUCAGAUCCAUAAAACACGCUGAUAAGAUUUUUAAGAAAUUGAGCCAAGCAGUUCGAGUAGACACGGUACUCUUUGAAAAGUAUGGGAACAAUUUGAUCAGACAAGCAAAGCUUUAUACAGAUACGAUAAUACAAAUCGCUCUUCAGCUAUCAUUUCUCAAAACACACGGAAGAUUUGCUCCGAUAUAUGAAACGGCAUCAACAAGAAAGUUUUACCACGGAAGGACCGAAACUGUGCGAGGUUGUACACAUGAAAUGGUAGCCUUCGGUCGUUCUGUGCUUGGAGGAAAAAGAAAGGAAGAACAGCGCCGAUUAUUUACUGCAGCCUAUGAUGCGCAUAACAAACUAAUGGAAGAUUGUAUGAACGGCAGAGGUGUAGAUCGCCAUUUGUAUGGACUGCGGAAGACCUUAGAAACGUUCAGCAAAGGUUGUUCACCGAAAAUGGAGACACCAAAAAUUUUCACCGAUGAAGGAUGGAGAAUAUCAGGAGGAGAUGGAAACUUCCUACUGUCUACUAGCUUCAUUGGCUAUAUGCCACAGAAUGACGAAGUGGCUGGAUAUGGAUAUGUGAGCGCCAUGCGGCCAGAUGGAUACGGAACUUUUUACAGGAUAGGAAGAAAUAAGAUACAGUUCACGAUCUCAGACUGGCACCCAUCCAAGUCAAAUCUGACCGAGUACGGAGAAAAUAUCAAGUGGGCACUAGACAAGCUCUCAGAGUUCUUCGCUGUCGACACUCCCUCCAAACUCUAGGGGAAAACACUCAAAUGCAUAUCUUAUAUAUAAAGCUGAAUGUCUGUUUGUAUGUAUGUCUGUCUGUCUGUAUGUCUGUCUGUCUGUGUGUACGUAUGUUCCGAAU
Cylicocyclus nassatus is the source of this 1921-nucleotide messenger RNA. The record is from the annotation of a GenBank genome assembly. NCBI's taxonomy places the organism in Eukaryota, Metazoa, Nematoda, Chromadorea, Rhabditida, Strongylidae.